UGCAGUUCAGUGGUUGAUAAUUGAUCAUAGCAGGAAAAAUAAUAGAACGUAGGAGAGCAGAGUAAAACCAGGGAAGAGCAUAGAAAUGGAAGGAGUCAAUAGUUAUUGAACGCCUGCCAUUCGUAAGGCACAGCUUCUGGCCCCAAAAGGCCACAGGGAGCUCCCCGUCAGAGAGGCGUGAAAGCGUGUGAAUGGUUGUCACCCAAGAUGGAAUCCAACCACGGGCUGGCGCCCAUGCGGCUGUACACGCUCUCCAAGCGCCACUUCGUGCUCGUGUUUGUCGUCUUCUUCGUCUGUUUUGGCCUGACUGUCUUCAUCGGGAUCAGCGGACCCAAAGUGAUCCAGACUUCUGAAGCUCAUUUUUCACUAAAUAAUAGCAAAAAGUUGAAGCCAAUUCACAUACGUUCAAAUCCACUGUCUACGUACAAUCAGCAACUGUGGCUGACAUGUGUUGUUGAGUUGAAUCAAUCAAAAGAAAUGUCUACUCAGAAAAGCUUUCUCAUGACCGUUAAAGUGGAUGGCGUAGCUCGAGAUGGAACCACCAUGUUCAUUCAUAACAAAGUUCACAAUCGGACAAGGACCCUCUCGUGUAGAGAGACGUGUGCAGAAAUCAUCGUGGUGCACCUAGGCUACCUGAACUACACGCAGUACAUGGUGACGGUGGGAUUUGAGGACCUCGAUCUGCCCCUCAAGGAAGUGAACUUCACAUGGAAGACUUAUGACCCCGCAUUUUCCCAGAUGGAAAUCUGGCUCCGGUUCGCCUUUGUGGUGCUCACCUUCAUUGUCACUUGCCUGUUCGCACAUUCCCUCCGCAAGUUCUCCAUGAGGGACUGGGGCAUGGAGCACAAGUGGAUGUCCAUCCUCCUGCCUCUGCUGCUACUUUACAACGACCCGUUCUUCCCCCUCUCCUUCCUGGUGAACAGCUGGGCGCUGGGGACGCUGGACGACCUCUUCCAGUCCCUGUUCCUGUGUGCCUUGCUGCUCUUCUGGCUGUGUGUUUACCACGGGAUCCGGGUGCAGGGAGAAAGGAAGUGUUUGACCUUCUAUUUGCCUAAAUUCUGCAUUGUCGGACUCCUGUGGUUGGCUUCGGUCACACUAGGAAUAUGGCAGACAGUUAAUGAAUUGCAUGAUCCAAUGUACCAGUAUCGCGUUGACACAGGAAAUUUUCAGGGAAUGAAGGUUUUCUUCAUGGUGGUGGCUGCUGUCUACGUCCUAUACCUUUUGUUCCUGGUCGUGCGGGCCUGCUCGGAGCUGCGACACAUGCCUUACGUAGAUCUCAGAUUAAAAUUUUUGACUGCGUUGACUUUUGUAGUGCUUGUCAUUAGCAUCAUCAUCCUUUACUUACGGUUCGGAGCACAAGUGUUACAAGACAAUUUUGUAGCUGAGCUGUCAACUCACUACCAGAAUUCAGCUGAGUUCUUAUCUUUCUAUGGCUUGUUGAACUUUUACCUCUACACACUCGCCUUCGUGUACUCUCCAUCGAAGACCGCCCUGUACGAGUCGCAGCUGAAAGACAACCCUGCCUUCUCCAUGCUCAACGACUCGGACGACGAUGUCAUCUACGGGAGUGACUAUGAAGAGAUGCCCCUGCAGAACGGCCAGGCCAUUCGGGCCCAGUACAAGGAGGAGUCUGAGAGCGACUGAGCCCCUGGGAGGGCAGACGUGGGAGCCUGUCCUGCAGUGGCCUCCUGCCCUCCCUCACCUGCCUGUGUGCGACUUGUCUUCUAGCAGAGAUUUCCGGGUCCUUAUUUGUUUACAUACUUUUUAGAGGAAAACCAAAACUGAGGACCAAGUUUAAUGUUGAGCCAAAUUUAUUGUUAGGGUGGCUGCAUUUAUUUGGGAAGAGAGGCGCUGACGCAGCCAAAUUCUUUUUCAGAGAUUUCAGAUGAGCGAGAGCUUGUCCUCAGUGGUAGGAAGGGAGUGACUCCUGUUCUUAGUAGAGAGAAUUAUGUACUUACUUUAAGAUGAUUUACUAAUCCCACGUUGGUGGGGAGCUCUUCUGAAGGCCCACCGCAUGGCAGCGUUCCCUCCCCCUGCCCAUGGUGCGUUUUCUGACUGAACUCCAGGGAAGCCUGUGUGCACGCUGCCUCUGGGGGGCAGUCCCUCCCCAGUGAGUGGCUGGUGCUCUCCCAGGACGGCAGCUCCUGUUAAUGUGAAAUAGGAAGUAAUAGCUCAGGAGGGGAAGGUGGGUGGCAGGUCCCGCCCUUCACCCACCAGGGCAGAACGGUGUUGGGACGUGGGGCGUUCGAGGAGGGUUUGAUAGGGUUUCCAAGGGAAGAGCAGGUAACUGACAAGUUGCGGCUCUAGUGGGAAAGGUCUGGCUGCCAUAGGUCUCCCAGGGGUUGUGUGCAUAUGUGUGCAUUUGUAUGUAUGAUGGUCACAUCCAUGGAUCUGGAGGGAUGGCCCUGUGGUGGGGGCAGGAAGAGGUGUCCAUUCAAGUCCAAGGAACAGCACUUUCUGCAGCUCUGCUAUGAGGACACCCAGUAGAACUUUAUUUUUUUAAUAAAAGCUAAACAAAUGAUUGACAUGUGACAUUUCAAUGGCUCCUCACUUCUUUACUGCCCAAAAGCUUUUUAGUUUCUUAUUUGGAACUAGAUGAAAGGAAGUAAAGCAUUUUGGAUGGUUUAUGGAAGAACCUCUUUGGAUAGAAGGUAACUUGUUGGGAAUGUCUCGCCUGGCGGUCAGUCCCCUGGCGGCCGCCGUUCCUGUCCCACCAAGCACCCUGGUGGACACCCCUUGCUUCUGCUGUGAGAUGCUCGGAAAGGCCUCCAACUGCUAACAAGCCCUUGGCAGACACCGAUUGGCCUGGCAGAUGCAGAGGUUGGGUGUGGCUGUUCGCUGUGCAGACAGGUCCUGCACAUCCUUCCCCCGUGCAUGAACUCUCAGCUCACCUCACGCUCACCUCCUGCCCGGAGAGGGUCAGGAGUCCCGCCUAGAGGUCAGGAGGGACUGCUCAUCACUUCAGACCUUCCUUUUUAAUUUAAACAUCAGUGAUAAAAUACCUUUAAUAUGGAUUCCAUUUAUGUUUUUAAAGCUCUGUAAAUAUGAACGUUUGGAUUACAACUGUAUUACUGCAAGGGUAAUUCAGGUUUACAUGGUUUUUUAUAUUUGCAAUGGUGUGUUACAUUUUUUUAUUCUGUGUGCUCAGAAAUGUUGGGAAAAAUUUUGUUACCAAAUUUUACAACCUCUAUUAAGACUAACUAUAAAUAAUGUUAUGUAAAUUGACAAUACUUACCUGUGUUAAUAAAUGUAUCUGAGUAUGUGA
Messenger RNA from Myotis davidii, 3265 nucleotides. It is a transcript of the gene TMEM181, whose product is annotated as transmembrane protein 181. Gene Ontology annotation, molecular function: toxic substance binding. The record is from RefSeq and is a predicted model, not a curated record. NCBI's taxonomy places the organism in Eukaryota, Metazoa, Chordata, Mammalia, Chiroptera, Vespertilionidae. Bases 208 to 1644 code for a protein of 478 amino acids. The transcript has 17 exons.